AUGAGAGGAGACGAGAGGAGCCGAGAGGAGACGAGAGGAGACGAGAGGAGCCGAGAGGAGACGAGAGGAGCCGAGAGGAGACGAGAGGAGCCCAGAGGAGACGAGAGGAGACGAGAGGAGACGAGAGGAGACGAGAGGAGACGAGAGGAGACGAGUGGAGCCGAGAGGAGCCGAGAGGAGCCGAGAGGAGACGAGAGGAGCCGAGAGGAGACGAGAGGAGCCGAGAGGAGACGAGAGGAGACGAGAGGAGCCGAGAGGAGACGAGAGGAGACGAGAGGAGACGAGAGGAGACGAGAGGAGACGAGUGGAGACGAGAGGAGACGAGAGGAGACGAGUGGAGCCGAGAGGAAACGAGAGGAGCAGGGAGGAGACGAGAGGAGACGAGAGGAGACGAGUGGAGACGAGAGGAGACGAGAGGAGCCGAGAGGAGACGAGAGGAGACGAGAGGAGCCGAGAGGAGACGAGAGGAGCCGAGAGGAGACGAGAGACGUCCCAGAGGAGACGAGAGGAGACGAGAGGAGACGAGAGGAGCCGAGAGGAGACGAGAGGAGCCGAGAGGAGACGAGAGGAUCCGAGAGGAGACGAGAGGAGACGAGAGGAUCCGAGAGGAGACGAGAGGAGACGAGAGGAGCCGAGAGGAGACGAGAGGAGACGAGAGGAGACGAGAGGAGACGAGAGGAGACGAGUGGAGACGAGAGGAGACGAGAGGAGACGAGUGGAGCCGAGAGGAAACGAGAGGAGCAGGGAGGAGACGAGAGGAGACGAGAGGAGACGAGUGGAGACGAGAGGAGACGAGAGGAGCCGAGAGGAGACGAGAGGAGACGAGAGGAGCCGAGAGGAGACGAGAGGAGCCGAGAGGAGACGAGAGACGUCCCAGAGGAGACGAGAGGAGACGAGAGGAGACGAGAGGAGCCGAGAGGAGACGAGAGGAGACGAGAGACGUCCCAGAGGAGACGAGAGGAGACGAGAGGAGACGAGAGGAGACGAGAGGAGACGAGAGGAGACGAGAGGAGACGAGAGGAGACGAGAGGAGACGAGAGGAGACGAGAGGAUCCGAGAGGAGACGAGAGGAGACGAGAGGAGACGAGAGGAGACGAGAGGAGCCGAGAGGAGACGAGAGGAUCCGAGAGGAGACGAGAGGAGACGAGAGGAUCCGAGAGGAGACGAGAGGAGACGAGAGGAGACGAGAGGAGACGAGAGGAGACGAGAGGAGACGAGAGGAGACGAGAGGAGCAGGGAGGAGCAGGGAACUUCCUCCAAGACUCUUCUCCUUUUGGGAAAUACGUCCCACGCUUCAGCUCAGUCCAGAACCAAGAGGAUCCGUUUGAAAAGCAGGGGACGUCCCCAGAGGAGCCGAGAGGAGACGAGAGGAGACGAGAGGAGACGAGAGGAGCCGAGAGGAGACGAGAGGAGACGAGAGGAGACGAGAGGAGACGAGAGGAGACGAGAGGAGACGAGAGGAGACGAGAGGAGACGAGAGGAGACGAGAGGAGACGAGAGGAGACGAGAGGAGACGAGAGGAGCCGAGAGGAGCCGAGAGGAGACGAGAGGAGCCGAGUGGAGACGAGAGGAGACGAGAGGAGCCGAGAGGAGACGAGAGGAGACGAGAGGAGACGAGAGGAGCCGAGAGGAGACGAGAGGAGCCGAGAGGAGACGAGUGGAGACGAGAGGAGACGAGAGGAGCCGAGAGGAGACGAGAGGAGACGAGAGGAGACGAGAGGAGCCGAGAGGAGACGAGUGGAGCCGAGAGGAGACGAGAGGAGACGAGAGAAGACGAGAGGAGACGAGAGGAGACGAGAGGAGCCGAGAGGAGACGAGUGGAGCCGAGAGGAGACGAGAGGAGACGAGAGGAGACGAGAGGAGCCGAGAGGAGACGAGAGGAGACGAGAGGAGACGAGAGGAGACGAGAGGAGACGAGAGGAGACGAGAGGAGACGAGAGGAGCCGAGAGGAGACGAGUGGAGCCGAGAGGAGACGAGAGGAGACGAGAGGAGACGAGAGGAGCCGAGAGGAGACGAGAGGAGACGAGAGGAGACGAGAGGAGACGAGAGGAGACGAGAGGAGACGAGUGGAGCCGAGAGGAGACGAGAGGAGCCGAGAGGAGACGAGAGGAGACGAGAGGAGACGAGAGGAGACGAGAGGAGACGAGAGGAGACGAGAGGAGACGAGAGGAGACGAGAGGAGCCGAGAGGAGACGAGUGGAGACGAGAGGAGACGAGAGGAGCCGAGAGGAGACGAGAGGAGACGAGAGGAGACGAGAGGAGCCGAGAGGAGACGAGUGGAGCCGAGAGGAGACGAGAGGAGACGAGAGGAGACGAGAGGAGCCGAGAGGAGACGAGACGAGACGAGAGGAGACGAGAGGAGACGAGAGGAGCCGAGAGGAGACGAGAGGAGACGAGAGGAGACGAGAGGAGCCGAGAGGAGACGAGAGGAGCCGAGAGGAGAUGAGAGGAGACGAGAGGAGACGAGAGGAGCCGAGAGGAGACGAGAGGAGCCGAGAGGAGACGAGAGGAGCCGAGAGGAGACGAGAGGAGACGAGAGGAGCCCAGAGGAGACGAGAGGAGACGAGAGGAGCCGAGAGGAGACGAGAGGAGACGAGAGGAGACGAGUGGAGACGAACUUCCUCCAAGACUCUUCUCCUUUUGGGAAAUACGUCCCACGCUUCAGCUCAGUCCAGAACCAAGAGGAUCCGUUUGAAAAGCAGGGGACGAGGAGCCGAGAGGAGACGAGAGGAGCCGAGAGGAGACGAGAGGAGCCGAGAGGAGACGAGAGGAGACGAGAGGAGCCCAGAGGAGACGAGAGGAGACGAGAGGAGCCGAGAGGAGACGAGAGGAGCCGAGAGGGAGACGAGAGGAGACGAGAGGAGACGAGAGGAGCCGAGAGGAGACGAGUGGAGCCGAGAGGAGACGAGAGGAGACGAGAGGGCCGAGAGGAGCCGAGAGGAGACGAGAGGAGACGAGAGGAGACGAGAGGAGACGAGUGGAGCCGAGAGGAGACGAGAGGAGACGAGAGAGGAGACGAGAGGAGCCGAGAGGAGACGAGAGGAGACGAGAGGAGACGAGAGGAGACGAGAGGAGACGAGAGGAGACGAGUGGAGCCGAGAGGAGACGAGAGGAGCCGAGAGGAGACGAGAGGAGACGAGAGGAGACGAGAGGAGACGAGAGGAGACGAGAGGAGACGAGAGGAGACGAGAGGAGACGAGAGGAGCCGAGAGGAGACGAGUGGAGACGAGAGGAGACGAGAGGAGGAGCCGAGAGGAGACGAGAGGAGACGAGAGGAGACGAGAGGAGCCGAGAGGAGACGAGUGGAGCCGAGAGGAGACGAGAGGAGACGAGAGGAGACGAGAGGAGACGAGAGGAGCGACGAGAGGAGACGAGAGGAGCCGAGAGGAGACGAGAGGAGACGAGAGGAGACGAGAGGAGACGAGAGGAGCCGAGAGGAGACGAGAGGAGACGAGAGGAGACGAGAGGAGCCGAGAGGAGACGAGAGGAGCCGAGAGGAGAUGAGAGGAGACGAGAGGAGACGAGAGGAGCCGAGAGGAGACGAGAGGAGCCGAGAGGAGACGAGAGGAGCCGAGAGGAGACGAGAGGAGACGAGAGGAGCCCAGAGGAGACGAGAGGAGACGAGAGGAGCCGAGAGGAGACGAGAGGAGACGAGAGGAGACGAGUGGAGACGAGUGGAGCCGAGAGGAGACGAGAGACGUCCCAGAGGAGACGAGAGGAGACGAGAGGAGACGAGAGGAGACGAGAGGAGACGAGUGGAGACAAGUGGAGCCGAGAGGAGACGAGAGACGUCCCAGAGGAGACGAGAGGAGACGAGAGGAGACGAGAGGAGACGAGAGGAGCCGAGAGGAGACGAGAGUAGACGAGAGGAGCCGAGAGGAGAUGAGAGGAGACGAGAGGAGCCGAGAGGAGACGAGAGGAGACGAGAGGAGCCGAGAGGAGACGAGAGGAGCCGAGAGGAGACGAGAGGAGCCCAGAGGAGACGAGAGGAGACGAGAGGAGACGAGAGGAGACGAGAGGAGACGAGAGGAGACGAGUGGAGCCGAGAGGAGCCGAGAGGAGCCGAGAGGAGACGAGAGGAGCCGAGAGGAGACGAGAGGAGCCGAGAGGAGACGAGAGGAGACGAGAGGAGCCGAGAGGAGACGAGAGGAGACGAGAGGAGACGAGAGGAGACGAGAGGAGACGAGUGGAGACGAGAGGAGACGAGAGGAGACGAGUGGAGCCGAGAGGAAACGAGAGGAGCAGGGAGGAGACGAGAGGAGACGAGAGGAGACGAGUGGAGACGAGAGGAGACGAGAGGAGCCGAGAGGAGACGAGAGGAGACGAGAGGAGCCGAGAGGAGACGAGAGGAGCCGAGAGGAGACGAGAGACGUCCCAGAGGAGACGAGAGGAGACGAGAGGAGACGAGAGGAGCCGAGAGGAGACGAGAGGAGCCGAGAGGAGACGAGAGGAUCCGAGAGGAGACGAGAGGAGACGAGAGGAUCCGAGAGGAGACGAGAGGAGACGAGAGGAGCCGAGAGGAGACGAGAGGAGACGAGAGGAGACGAGAGGAGACGAGUGGAGACGAGAGGAGACGAGAGGAGACGAGUGGAGCCGAGAGGAAACGAGAGGAGCAGGGAGGAGACGAGAGGAGACGAGAGGAGACGAGUGGAGACGAGAGGAGACGAGAGGAGCCGAGAGGAGACGAGAGGAGACGAGAGGAGCCGAGAGGAGACGAGAGGAGCCGAGAGGAGACGAGAGACGUCCCAGAGGAGACGAGAGGAGACGAGAGGAGACGAGAGGAGCCGAGAGGAGACGAGAGGAGACGAGAGACGUCCCAGAGAGGAGACGAGAGGAGACGAGAGGAGACGAGAGGAGACGAGAGGAGACGAGAGGAGACGAGAGGAGACGAGAGGAGACGAGAGGAGACGAGAGGAGACGAGAGGAUCCGAGAGGAGACGAGAGGAGACGAGAGGAGACGAGAGGAGACGAGAGGAGCCGAGAGGAGACGAGAGGAUCCGAGAGGAGACGAGAGGAGACGAGAGGAUCCGAGAGGAGACGAGAGGAGACGAGAGGAGACGAGAGGAGACGAGAGGAGACGAGAGGAGCAGGGAGGAGCAGGGAACUUCCUCCAAGACUCUUCUCCUUUUGGGAAAUACGUCCCACGCUUCAGCUCAGUCCAGAACCAAGAGGAUCCGUUUGAAAAGCAGGGGACGAGGAGCCGAGAGGAGACGAGAGGAGACGAGAGGAGACGAGAGGAGCCGAGAGGAGACGAGAGGAGACGAGAGGAGACGAGAGGAGACGAGAGGAGACGAGAGGAGACGAGAGGAGACGAGAGGAGACGAGAGGAGACGAGAGGAGACGAGAGGAGACGAGAGGAGCCGAGAGGAGCCGAGAGGAGACGAGAGGAGCCGAGUGGAGACGAGAGGAGACGAGAGGAGCCGAGAGGAGACGAGAGGAGACGAGAGGAGACGAGAGGAGCCGAGAGGAGACGAGAGGAGCCGAGAGGAGACGAGUGGAGACGAGAGGAGACGAGAGGAGCCGAGAGGAGACGAGAGGAGACGAGAGGAGACGAGAGGAGCCGAGAGGAGACGAGUGGAGCCGAGAGGAGACGAGAGGAGACGAGAGAAGACGAGAGGAGACGAGAGGAGACGAGAGGAGCCGAGAGGAGACGAGUGGAGCCGAGAGGAGACGAGAGGAGACGAGAGGAGAGAGAGCGAGAGGAGCCGAGAGGAGACGAGAGGAGACGAGAGGAGACGAGAGGAGACGAGAGGAGACGAGAGGAGACGAGAGGAGACGAGAGGAGCCGAGAGGAGACGAGUGGAGCCGAGAGGAGACGAGAGGAGACGAGAGGAGACGAGAGGAGCCGAGAGGAGACGAGAGGAGACGAGAGGAGACGAGAGGAGACGAGAGGAGACGAGAGGAGACGAGUGGAGCCGAGAGGAGACGAGAGGAGCCGAGAGGAGACGAGAGGAGACGAGAGGAGACGAGAGGAGACGAGAGGAGACGAGAGGAGACGAGAGGAGACGAGAGGAGACGAGAGGAGCCGAGAGGAGACGAGUGGAGACGAGAGGAGACGAGAGGAGCCGAGAGGAGACGAGAGGAGACGAGAGGAGACGAGAGGAGCCGAGAGGAGACGAGUGGAGCCGAGAGGAGACGAGAGGAGACGAGAGAGGAGACGAGAGGAGCCGAGAGGAGACGAGAGGAGACGAGAGGAGACGAGAGGAGACGAGAGGAGCCGAGAGGAGACGAGAGGAGACGAGAGGAGACGAGAGGAGCCGAGAGGAGACGAGAGGAGCCGAGAGGAGAUGAGAGGAGACGAGAGGAGACGAGAGGAGCCGAGAGGAGACGAGAGGAGCCGAGAGGAGACGAGAGGAGCCGAGAGGAGACGAGAGGAGACGAGAGGAGCCCAGAGGAGACGAGAGGAGACGAGAGGAGCCGAGAGGAGACGAGAGGAGACGAGAGGAGACGAGUGGAGACGAGUGGAGCCGAGAGGAGACGAGAGACGUCCCAGAGGAGACGAGAGGAGACGAGAGGAGACGAGAGGAGACGAGAGGAGACGAGUGGAGACAAGUGGAGCCGAGAGGAGACGAGAGACGUCCCAGAGGAGACGAGAGGAGACGAGAGGAGACGAGAGGAGACGAGAGGAGCCGAGAGGAGACGAGAGUAGACGAGAGGAGCCGAGAGGAGAUGAGAGGAGACGAGAGGAGCCGAGAGGAGACGAGAGGAGACGAGAGGAGCCGAGAGGAGACGAGAGGAGCCGAGAGGAGACGAGAGGAGCCCAGAGGAGACGAGAGGAGACGAGAGGAGACGAGAGGAGACGAGAGGAGACGAGAGGAGACGAGUGGAGCCGAGAGGAGCCGAGAGGAGCCGAGAGGAGACGAGAGGAGCCGAGAGGAGACGAGAGGAGCCGAGAGGAGACGAGAGGAGACGAGAGGAGCCGAGAGGAGACGAGAGGAGACGAGAGGAGACGAGAGGAGACGAGAGGAGACGAGUGGAGACGAGAGGAGACGAGAGGAGACGAGUGGAGCCGAGAGGAAACGAGAGGAGCAGGGAGGAGACGAGAGGAGACGAGAGGAGACGAGUGGAGACGAGAGGAGACGAGAGGAGCCGAGAGGAGACGAGAGGAGACGAGAGGAGCCGAGAGGAGACGAGAGGAGCCGAGAGGAGACGAGAGACGUCCCCAGAGGAGACGAGAGGAGACGAGAGGAGACGAGAGGAGCCGAGAGGAGACGAGAGGAGCCGAGAGGAGACGAGAGGAUCCGAGAGGAGACGAGAGGAGACGAGAGGAUCCGAGAGGAGACGAGAGGAGACGAGAGGAGCCGAGAGGAGACGAGAGGAGACGAGAGGAGACGAGAGGAGACGAGAGGAGACGAGUGGAGACGAGAGGAGACGAGAGGAGACGAGUGGAGCCGAGAGGAAACGAGAGGAGCAGGGAGGAGACGAGAGGAGACGAGAGGAGACGAGUGGAGACGAGAGGAGACGAGAGGAGCCGAGAGGAGACGAGAGGAGACGAGAGGAGCCGAGAGGAGACGAGAGGAGCCGAGAGGAGACGAGAGACGUCCCAGAGGAGACGAGAGGAGACGAGAGGAGACGAGAGGAGCCGAGAGGAGACGAGAGGAGACGAGAGACGUCCCAGAGGAGACGAGAGGAGACGAGAGGAGACGAGAGGAGACGAGAGGAGACGAGAGGAGACGAGAGGAGACGAGAGGAGACGAGAGGAGACGAGAGGAUCCGAGAGGAGACGAGAGGAGACGAGAGGAGACGAGAGGAGACGAGAGGAGCCGAGAGGAGACGAGAGGAUCCGAGAGGAGACGAGAGGAGACGAGAGGAUCCGAGAGGAGACGAGAGGAGACGAGAGGAGACGAGAGGAGACGAGAGGAGACGAGAGGAGCAGGGAGGAGCAGGGAGUGUCUUUGGAAUGA
Molecule: messenger RNA, 7905 nt
Organism: Knipowitschia caucasica
Lineage: Eukaryota; Metazoa; Chordata; Actinopteri; Gobiiformes; Gobiidae
Source: the annotation of a GenBank genome assembly